Messenger RNA from Cottoperca gobio, 5201 nucleotides. RefSeq names its product rho GTPase-activating protein 29-like. The record is from RefSeq and is a predicted model, not a curated record. Gene Ontology annotation, cellular component: cytoplasm. Gene Ontology annotation, molecular function: GTPase activator activity. The transcript is spliced from 22 exons. The coding region runs from base 279 to 4439 and encodes 1386 amino acids. Gene Ontology annotation, biological process: signal transduction; activation of GTPase activity. NCBI's taxonomy places the organism in Eukaryota, Metazoa, Chordata, Actinopteri, Perciformes, Bovichtidae.
UACGAAUGACUCGAGAGUUGCUGAUUGUAGGCUACUUUCCGAUGUACAGUGACUCAAAGCGCACAACUUUCAGCGGCUGUUGGAGUUUGUUUUUUGUAACGGAAGUGCUCUAGGGUUUUCACAGGCUCCAUUAAGUGAAGUUUUGUUUGGAUAUCGUGGCCAGUAUGUCAGUAAAAUGCAGAGCAGCCAUCCAGGGACCAGGGCAGCGUGUUAAGUUCAGGGGCUAGCUGGCCUGCUGUACCCCCCUGUAAAGGGUGGCAGCUGGAGUGGCUGCUGGGAUGCUAAGGAACAACAGCAGCAGCGGUGGUGGUGGUAGUGGUGGUGGUGGGACUAAGCAUACCCAGGGUCUGCCACGACAUCUCUCCUACCCCCACACAGGAUCUCUGUCUGCAGGAUCCACCAAAACCUGGGAUUUGGGCCGCAGCUCCAAGAACCCCAAUCCUCUGAGCAGCAUGGGGCUAACAUCUCAUCUCGUGGGGGCACCAGGAGUGGAUCCGGAGUAUGUAAUGCAUCUGGUGAAUGAUGUACGGGGGUUUGCUGAUGUGUUGCUCAACCUAAAGGAGGCUUUCCAGUGUAAAGAGAAUCUGGAAGGUCUUCAGGAUGUGGUGCAGGAACGUUUGGCAGAGUUACUUCGCGUCCUCAAGUCCGUCAUCAGCAAACACCAGACCCUCAACUCCGUAGACAUCCUGGGAGCGGCUGGCACAGUCAUUGCCAAGGUCAAAGGCGUUAACUUCAAGGAAGUGAACCCAGAAAACACAAAAGCUAUAUUUGGCGAGAUACACACAUCCAUUGACACUUUGGCAUUCACAUUCGGCAAUGUAGUUUCUGACUUCCUUAUGGGAGAUGUGGACAACGGCUCAGGGUUGGGGAUCCCCCAGACCAAGAGAAGCAGGUCUUUUGACAAUCUCUCGUUGGAUCCCGAGGGAUACGUUUCAGAGAAAAGUGACCUUGUGGGCCCAGAGGUGCCAUUGUCACGGGAGGAAGAAGUUGACUUGACCCUGCUGAAGAAUGACAGCGGGGUGGAGUCUGCUUUACUCUACGCCAAGGCCUGGUCCAGGUACAUCAAAGACCUUCUGGCCUGGAUGGAGAAACGACUGGCUAUGGAUAUCGAGUAUGCCAAAAGUUCAGCCAAAAUGGCGGAGUCUGCCAAGACACUGGCCAGUCAACAGGACUACAUGCCCUUCAGUGAUAUCUACGUUUCCACAUUUAAAAACGACAUUGAAUACAAACAGCUGCUUACUCAAACGGCGAUGGCUCUUCAGACCAACAAAUUUAUUCAGCCUCUUCUGGGCCGUAAGAAUGAACUUGACAAGUUGCGGAAAGACAUCAAGGAGCAGUGGCAGAGGGAGCAAAAGAAAAUGCAAGAGGCAGCUGCAACCUUGCGUAAAGCGCGAGUGCUGAAGGCCCAGAAGAGAGAGGAGUACCAGAAAGCCCACUCAUCUACCAACCGCUCCCAGGAGGAGCAGUCUAAUGCUGGAAACAAACAGCUGGAGAAGAAGAGAAAGCUGGAAGAGGAGGCUCUGCAGAAGGCGGAGGAGGCCCAGGAUCAGUACCAGAGCUGUAUGGCUGACGCAGGCGUCAGGAGGAGGGAUCUGGCCAACGCCAAGAGCACCAUCCUCACACAGAUCCGAGAGAUGGUCUUCCAGUGUGACCUCACACUCAAAGCUGUGACAGUGAACUGGUUCCAGAUGCAGCAGGCGCAGACUGUGUCGCUCCCCGCCCACUACCAGGUCCUGAGUGAGAGUGCCAAGUUGUACGAACCGGGCGAAUGCUAUGCCGAGUUCGUCAGGAACCUGCCCAGAAAUCUGCCUAAAGAUCGCGUGAACUUAGACUCCACCUCCUCUGACAAUGCCAGGUUUGUGAUCAACAAAAGGUCAGUGGGCAGCACUCAUUCCUCCCACGGCAACUUGUCACAGGCAUCCAUCAACUCCUGUGACAUGCUGAGCGGAGACGAGGCGGACUGCGCCCUGCAGCGGCCGGCAAGGAUCAGGGAGCGGAGGUCCAACAGCAGCACGGACAUACAAGCGUUGAGAAGCCAGGCGACGCUGAGAGCCUGGGCCUCCAGCAGUCAGGGGAGCCAGGGCGGGAUGUGCAGCGACUCGGAGAGCGCGGGAGGCAGCAGCGAGUCGAGGUCAAUGGACUCCCCCACCGCCAGUCCAGGUGACUUCAAACGACGGCUGCCAAGGACUCCCUCCACUGGCACCAUGUCUUCAGCUGAUGACCUGGAUGAGAGAGAGCCACCGUCGCCCUCAGACAAUGGCCUGGCAGAGAUGGUGACCGAGACGGCCAGUUCUCCGGGUCCCUUCCGAAACGCUCAGAUGUCCAAAGCCGCUCAAACCCAUAAGCUGAGAAAACUACGGGCCCCGUCUAAGUGCAGAGAGUGCGAUAGUCUGGUGGUUUUCCACGGAGCCGAGUGCGAGGAGUGCUCUCUGACCUGCCAUAAGAAAUGUCUAGAGACGCUUGCGAUCCAGUGUGGCCAUAAAAAGCUGCAAGGCCGACUUCAACUGUUUGGGAUCGACUUUGCCCAAGCAGCGAAGAACAGCCCAGACGGUGUCCCGUUCAUCAUCAAGAAGUGCACGUCUGAGAUUGAGAGUCGAGCCCUCAACAUCAAGGGGAUUUAUCGCGUGAAUGGCGCCAAAUCGCGUGUCGAGAAGCUUUGCCAGGCGUUUGAAAACGGGAAGGACUUGGUUGAGCUGUCGGACCUCUCACCUCACGACAUCAGCAACGUCCUCAAGCUCUACCUGAGACAGUUACCAGAGCCAUUGAUCCUGUAUCGAUACUACAACGACAUUAUCGGCUUGGCCAAAGAGUGCCAGAGAGUGAUCGUGGAGGAGGCUGAUAAGCCUCAGAGCUCAGGAGAGAAGGGGGGCGCGAGCAUCCAGCUCAACAGAGUCAUUUUCAAGAUCAGAGACCUUCUCCGCCAGCUGCCUACAGCCAACUACAGGACUCUGCGCUUCCUUAUAGCUCACCUCAACAGAGUGACCGAGCAGGCGGAGGAGAACAAGAUGACGGCGAGUAACCUGGGCAUUAUCUACGGCCCCACACUGGUCAAGCCCCGACAGUCAGACGCUGAGGUGUCCCUGUCCUCCCUGGUAGACUACCCCUACCAGGCCCUGAUGGUGGAGCUGCUGGUGCGACACUUCCAAACGGUGUUUGACGCGUCGCUUCUGUCCGGCUCCGACAUCGCCACCACUGGCCAGGCUUCCCCCAGACUCACUCCCCAAGAGAAGGUGCAGCGGCUUAGCAGACACUCCACCUCCCUGAUGGACAUCAAAGAGAGUGCCAAAGUGUACAAAAGAUACUCCUCAGUAAUCCCAUCCUCACACAUCAUGAAUGAGGUUCAGGAGGUCCAGCCAGGAACAGACAGAACGGAGGACUCGGCGCUGGACAGACUCAACGGGAUCCAGACAUCCAGUGAAGGAGAUGUGCUGAGGUCGACCUUAGUGUUUGGCCGUCCCAGCACCACCGGCCCCUCCACCACCGCUGUGGCACCAACGAUCCAGCUGCGUACCCAGCGCAACACACAUGUGUCUCGACCCAUCAGCAUGCCGCUAGAACGCCUGCCCAACCCCGCCCAGAUCAGCGACAGGAAUUACCGCAACACUGCUGUUAAAGUCGACGCAAUCUCUGCUGAGCGGGGCCGCGUCUCUGAAUCUAUACAGGAGAUACCAGAGCCAGAAAAGGCUCGCCAAAGUGUCUCAUCGAGGGUUAGCACCUACUACAUCACUCCUUUCAUUGACACACAGACGAUGCAGAGGAGAACGUGGGACAGGAAGUACAAGCACUAUGAUGUCACGCCCAGGACUGCUAUGAUUGUGGCCAACCUGCCAUCCGCCAGCUCUGGAGUACAACCUGUGAAGGCGACGAUGCCCGUCACUGUUGGCCCGGCAGUAACCGCUGCCUCCGUGGUGCCUUCCACAAGUAGUGCGAGCAACAUAUUCUCCAACAACCCUUACACGGUGUCAGCCAAGGCUGGCUGGACUUCUAAAAGGGAAAAAGACUCCGAUAACUCAGUCGGUGAGUCCAGCAGCUCAGCAAACCUUCCACUAACGCUCAGGGCGCCGAGAACUCUGCAGCCUCCUCCCGGAACCUUCUACAAGCCGCCCGUUUCUGUUAACAGCAGAGCUAGCAUGCUUCCAAACUGGACUACAACUGUCACCACCGCCACCAGCGCAUCGCUCGCCCCCUCCAACCCUGCCCAGGUAGUCACCCCGUCCCCUGCCCUUGCAAGCCCCCCACUGACACGGCUCCAGACACAGGACUCUGCCGACAGCGCCAUUGACCCCGGGGGCUCGACCUCUGCUAGCCUUUCGCCCCCACAGUCCCCACCCCCCAGCAGCCCCGACGACCUCAGCCCCAGUGACAAUAAACCCGUCUACCAAAGACUGCGACCUCGACGGAUGCAGGAGCUCGAACACAGAGAGGCCCAUUUUGUCUGACGCCAAAAAAACCAACAACAUAUUAUAUGUGUAAAUAUUAAUGUAUCUGUGCCAUAGUGUAUACUGGGAAAAAAAAACAUGUUUUAUAAUACAAGCUGGAGAGGGGGAGAAAAUGUAGGCCUGUGAAAAUAAACCAUGAAAGUGUUAUAAGUACUAAUAUAUUGUAUUUUACAUGUUCAACUCAAAAUGUCAAUAGUGGUUGGUCGCUCAAGCAUUCAAAACAAAUAAAUACUAAUAAGUGAUGCCAACAUUGAAUGUUUAGUGUCAUGUUUUUAAAUAACAAAUGCAUGAAUUAUCCUAUUUUACGUCAAAGAAGAUUUGCCAACCACAAAUGAACAUCUGCCUAUAAAGAAUUGUAAGUCUUAUCAUUUUCCUUGUUUGACUUGAACCUUUCCGUUCAUGUAAAUUGAUAUGAAAUUGUAUUUUAUUGUAAUCACACAAUGCACUUAAUGCAGGUUCAAAUUCUAAUGUGCCUUUUCAAUGUUAAAGAUUGCUUAAUUUUUAUUCCAUAAGAAACGGAUGGAAGUAUUUUUAACAUGAGGUUUUUAAUUCAGAAGAAUUCAACUUUUUCUUUUUUCUUUGUCCUUUGAUGCCUGUGAUUGGUACAUCUUUUCUCAGUAUGUAAACGUUAUGUAUCUGUUUACGUUUUUUAUAUUCAUUCAUACAUACUGCAUGAUUGUCACAGUCGUUUUGUCUCAUCGCAUUAUUGUGACUAUACAGAAAGAAAAUGACUGCAAAUUAAAAAUGUAGUUGAAACUGUUA